Molecule: messenger RNA, 1394 nt
Organism: Phyllopteryx taeniolatus (common seadragon)
Lineage: Eukaryota; Metazoa; Chordata; Actinopteri; Syngnathiformes; Syngnathidae
Gene: commd6
Product: COMM domain containing 6
Exons: 7
Coding region: 219-1016 (265 amino acids)
Molecular function (GO): NF-kappaB binding
Source: RefSeq, a predicted model, not a curated record
AGAUGACAUUUUAGUAUAUCGCCAUGUUUACAUACAUUACAGAGUGAUUAAGGUUAUGCCACAAACUACUUCACAAAAUAUUGAGUUUUUAAAUCACGAGUUUCGAAUGAAAUAACGAAAUCACGCGACGACCCGGAAGAAGUUUACACCACUGUUCAGUUUGAUGAUCUGCAUCUCGAGAAUAUUUCCGAGUAAAGCCGAACUCUCCGAGUCCGAAGAUGCCAGCAGCAGACGACGCAUGUGACAGCGUUGUGGACAACAUCUGCAGGCUCACUCCAGACUUGUUAGCAGAACCAUGUCAGCACAUUCUGAGUUAUCUGCAAGGGCAGACGAAAGGAGUUGAUUCAGCUGAAAUGUGUGAUAUAUUUCAGCGAGCCGGAGUCACACUUGACCACGAAUCUUUACAGAGCGUCGUCAGAUUCCUCUUGUUAACGUUCAGGUCUGCUGGGAAGAGCAAACUGUCUGCAGACGACCUGGUGUCACGACUAGAAGAAGGCAGCAACAAGUGGACCAAAGAGUCACUCCAGGCGCUUCACAGCUUGUGGAGUGAACACGGCCACUCGGUACAAGUCCAGCCGGUCGCCCAGGACUUGCUCAGCGUCGGUCGGCUGGUGGACAUGCAGUGGAAGCUGGGCAUGGCGGUGAGCUCCGACACCUGCCGCUCUCUCAACUCGCCCUUUGUCACCGUUCUACUGAAGAUCGCCGAGCCGUCGGGCCAGAUCGGCCAGAGGGCUUUCGAGAUGACCGUCCCGCAGUUUCAGGUAGGCGCCAGCGCAUUCGCUAUCACUGAUUCCGACCUAACGUCUUGUUACCCCACAGAACUUUCACAAGCAGGUGAAGGAGCUGGCGGCUGUCAUGGAAACUGUUUGAUGGCAAAGGACUGCAAAUGCCAACGUUUACUGUUCUCUCACAUUUUCAUACUAGUGAAUGGAUGUUUUGUACUGUUUGAGAUUAGCUUCAUUCACCAAAUCGGCGAUGUCACAUUUCAGAAUGUCAUAAAAAGACAUUACAAAUGAUUGUUAUUUGAAAGCUGUGGGAUCAGAAACGUGACUUGAUUGCGUCACCACGUGCUCAAAACGUCGUAGAUUGUCCAAGGUUGUCGGCACUUGAUUUCUUAAGACAAAGUAACAGCCUGUUGAGUCUCCGCUAAUCUUUCCAAACAACAUGAUUGGGGGAGGUGUAGUCUGACGCGGAAGUGCAAGUGCUUGUUUUGAAGAACAGUUCAGGUGGUGAACGGAGAUAAAGUACUCGUUGAAAGCGUUGUUUUAACAGUACAUCCACGAGGAGAAUUAACAAGUGGACAUGUUUUUUUUUUAUUGGACAGUAAUGAUGUAGAUUGUGGCUGUGAUAUCAAAUGCCUUUAUUUGUUGUCUAAAUAAAUCCAUUUAACCUUU